AUGCCUAAUAGACUAACCAUCCAAUUUCGAUCCAAGCGUUCAAACCAGUCGACUUGUUCAAAUCAAGGUGGCCGAUGUGAGUCAACUGGUAACGACGGCGCGCGACACGACUUGAGCAUAAGAUCAACCGUAGAUACGAAUCUUACGAGAGCCUGUUCUGUUAGCAGUGAAAUAGUUAUGCAGAGAAAAAUAUCACAAAAGAACAAAUUCUUCAAGCAAUAUGGUAUUGUACCAUACUCAGCAAACACUGAGCAGAACGAGGAAAAUAGUAUGACAUGGCGAAGUCAGCCAAUGAAAAAAGGGACCGCAUGGUUUAAGGGAAUGAGGAAGAGUCAACCAGUUGGUAGCCUUAUUACUCUGAAAGACACUUCCAUUGGACUGCUCCGUUCUGGUCGUGAAUCUCCUCGCGGAUACGCAAAGAUGUUCGAUGGAAAUAUAUCGAGAUCAAGUAUAGAACAAUAA
Molecule: messenger RNA, 462 nt
Organism: Botrytis fragariae
Lineage: Eukaryota; Fungi; Ascomycota; Leotiomycetes; Helotiales; Sclerotiniaceae
Exons: 2
Coding region: 1-462 (153 amino acids)
Source: RefSeq, a predicted model, not a curated record